Messenger RNA from Asparagus officinalis (garden asparagus), 1115 nucleotides. Its product is annotated as VAMP-like protein YKT61. Gene Ontology annotation, molecular function: SNAP receptor activity. The coding region runs from base 171 to 839 and encodes 222 amino acids. The transcript is spliced from 6 exons. Gene Ontology annotation, biological process: endoplasmic reticulum to Golgi vesicle-mediated transport. Lineage: Eukaryota; Viridiplantae; Streptophyta; Magnoliopsida; Asparagales; Asparagaceae. The record is from RefSeq and is a predicted model, not a curated record. Gene Ontology annotation, cellular component: membrane; Golgi apparatus.
UAUGUUUUGCAAAAUGCCCAAAGUUACAGAUCGGCAAUUCGGCAUCCAAUUCCUCUCUUUUCCCGAUUCCUAUUCUAACCUUCGUUUCCUUCGAGGAGAAGGGAGCAGAGCGCACCCAUUCCAUCCGAUUUUCUAGGGUUUCGAAAUUUCGCUCCGGUCUCUAGAAAUCGAUGAAGAUAACAUCGAUCCUCAUUCUUCGAUGCCCGGACUCGGACUCGUCGGAUCCGGUCGUGGUCGCCGGCGCCACCGACGUCCGCCACUUCGGGUUCUUUCAGCGGAACUCCGCCAGGGAGUUCAUCCUCGCCGGCGCCACCGACGUCCGCCACUUCGGGUUCUUUCAGCGGAACUCCGCCAGGGAGUUCAUCCUCUUCGCUGCUCGCACCGUCGCCAAGCGAACGCAGCCUGGCCAGCGUCAAUCCGUUCAGCAUGAAGAAUACAAGGUUCAUGCUUACAACAGAAAUGGGCUCUGUGCACUGGGAUUUAUGGAUGAUCAUUAUCCUGUUCGGAGUGCCUUUUCUCUUCUCAACAUGGUUCUAGAUGAAUACCAGAAAGCAUUUGGGGAAGCAUGGCGAUCGGUGCAGGCUGAUGUAAGCGAGCCGUGGCCAUAUUUGGAGAAUGCCCUAACAAAAUAUCAGGACCCUGCAGAGGCUGACAAGUUACUGAAGAUUCAGAGAGACUUGGAUGAAACCAAAAUUAUUCUUCAUAAGACUAUUGAUAGUGUAUUGGAACGAGGGGAAAAGUUGGAUAGCCUUGUGGAAAAGAGUUCAGAUCUCAGUGCUGCAUCCCAGAUGUUCUACAAGCAGGCGAAGAAAACCAACCAGUGCUGUACCAUCCUCUAACUGCACAAAGAUUACUGCGAACCGAGUUAACUUUGAUAACUGAAUCGAGCAUCGAUGGAAUAUGGGUGGCCGAAUACCUGUUACGCUUUAUCUCAACUGUGUGAAACUUCGUUGGAUUAAACCCUAAUAACUGGUCAGUAAAUGGGCAGUGUAGCAUUCGAUGCUACCUCAGUUUUCAUACAUUCAUCUCUUGUACUUUUACAACUGCAGCAGCUUUGGUGUAAUGCUCUUAUUUAUGCAAUACUACCAUCUGCGUCUGUGGAGAAAUUCAGUCAA